Molecule: messenger RNA, 4843 nt
Organism: Otolemur garnettii (small-eared galago)
Lineage: Eukaryota; Metazoa; Chordata; Mammalia; Primates; Galagidae
Gene: LRCH2
Product: leucine rich repeats and calponin homology domain containing 2
Exons: 21
Coding region: 1-2250 (749 amino acids)
Molecular function (GO): protein binding
Source: RefSeq, a predicted model, not a curated record
AUGGCGGCGAGUCAGGGAGGUGGUGGUAACAGUGGGGGCGGCGGUUGUGGUGGAGGUGGUAGUAGCGGUGGCGGUGGCGCGGCCGGCGGGGGAGGUGGCGGGGCCGGAGGGGGCGGCGGCGGCACCCUGGUGUUGCCCAUCCCGGGACAGACUCUUUAUGGUCAGCCGUUCCCCAACGGGCCGCAGUGGAAUCCGGGCAGCCUGCAGCCUCAGCACACCGUGAGGAGCCUGGACAGGGCCCUGGAGGAGGCGGGCAACUCUGGCAUCCUGAGCCUCAGUGGUAGAAAACUCCGAGACUUCCCAAGCAGUGGCUACGACCUGACCGACACCACCCAAGCAGAUCUUUCCAGAAAUCGUUUUACAGAAAUUCCUUCUGAUGUGUGGUUAUUUGCACCCCUCGAAACAUUAAAUUUAUAUCAUAAUUGCAUCAAGACCAUUCCUGAAGCCAUUAAAAACCUGCAGAUGUUAACAUAUCUUAACAUCAGUCGAAAUCUUUUAUCAACAUUGCCAAAACAUCUAUUUGAUCUUCCCCUUAAAGUUUUGGUCGUCAGUAAUAAUAAACUGGUAUCCAUUCCAGAAGAAAUUGGGAAGCUAAAAGAUUUAAUGGAGUUGGAUAUUAGCUGCAAUGAGAUUCAGGUUCUUCCCCAGCAAAUGGGAAAGUUACAUUCACUCAGAGAGCUAAAUAUAAGAAGAAAUAAUCUUCAUGUUUUGCCAGAUGAAUUAGGAGAUCUUCCCUUAGUCAAGCUGGAUUUUUCUUGUAAUAAAGUGACCGAAAUUCCAGUUUGUUACAGGAAGCUGCAUCACUUACAAGUAAUAAUUUUGGAUAACAAUCCAUUACAAGUACCACCAGCACAGAUAUGUUUAAAGGGCAAAGUACACAUUUUUAAGUACUUAAACAUUCAGGCAUGUUGCAGAAUGGAUAAGAAACCAGAUUCCCUGGAUCUUCCAUCAUUAAGUAAAAGGAUGCCGUCCCAGCCUCUCACAGACAGUAUGGAAGAUUUUUACCCAAAUAAAAAUCAUGGCCCUGACUCUGGAAUUGGAAGUGAUAAUGGAGAGAAACGACUAUCUACAACAGAACCAUCAGAUGAUGAUACAAUCAGCCUUCACUCUCAAGUCUCAGAAUCAAAUAGAGAGCAGACAUCAAGAAAUGACAGUCACACAAUAGGAAGUAAGGCUGACUCUCAGAAAGACCAGGAGGUGUAUGAUUUUAUUGACCCUAACACAGAAGAUGUAGCAGUUCCUGAACAAGGAGAUGCACAUAUUGGAUCAUUUGUCACUUUCUUUAAGGGAAAAGAAAAAUGUUCUGAAAAAUCUCAGAAAAAUGAAGUAUUGGGGGAUGCAAAAAGACUUGAGAAAGAACAGUUACUUGCAGAAGAAGAAGAUGAUGAUUUAAAAGAAGUAACUGAUUUGAGGAAAAUUGCCGCUCAGUUAUUGCAGCAAGAGCAGAAGAACAGGAUUCUUAAUCAUUCAACUUCUGUUAUGAGAAACAAGCCGAAACAAACUGUGGAAUGCAAAAAAAGUGUCUCUGCAGAUGAAGUUAAUUCACCAUUAUCACCCCUCGCAUGGCAGCCCUUAGAAAAUCAGAAGGAUCAAGUAGAUGAACAGUGGCCAGAGUCUCAACCUAUAAUCUGGCAGAGUGAAGAAAGAAGGCGGAGCAAACAGAUUAGAAAAGAAUAUUUCAAGUAUAAAUCAACAAGGAAGAGUUCAAGUGGGAAUGAAAAUGAUGAGCAAGACAGUGAUAAUGCUAAUAUGUCACCACAAUCUCCAGUAUCAUCUGAGGACUAUGAGAGAACUGAUAGUUCUUUCAGUCGCUCAUCUCGCCAGGAAUAUGGGGCAGCAGAUCCAGGAUUUACAAUGAGAAGGAAGAUGGAACAUUUACGGGAAGAACGAGAGCAAAUACGACAACUGCGUAAUAAUCUUGAAUCCAGGUUAAAAGUAAUUUUGCCUGAUGACAUUGGAGCCGCACUGAUGGAUGGGGUUGUUCUUUGCCAUUUAGCCAAUCAUAUAAGGCCACGCUCUGUAGCUAGUAUUCAUGUACCAUCACCAGCAGUGCCCAAACUGAGCAUGGCAAAAUGUCGAAGAAAUGUAGAAAAUUUUCUUGAUGCUUGUAAAAAGCUGGGUGUCUCACAGGAAAGACUCUGUUUGCCUCAUCAUAUUUUGGAAGAACGAGGUCUUGUGAAAGUUGGUGUCACAGUUCAGGCGCUCCUUGAACUACCUUCAACCAAGGCAUCUCAACUUUCUAUGGCUUGAUAUAACAUUUUAAAAUUAUAAGUAUAUAGUUCCAUUUAUUUGAAGUGAUUUCAGAUAUCUCAAAUUCAUGAAUAAGAAUGUUCAGUCAAAAAAUGUUUGCCUUAGGUGAAGCCUUAGGGUUUUAAAAAAAUUACAUCAAAACAACAAACUUAAAUUUUUAAUUGCCCAAACUUCUUUUGGAGGAAAACUGGAUUAAUUUACUAAGAGUUUUUGAUAAACUCAAAUUCUCUUUUUACUAAGUCAGUUGAUAACCUUGAUUAUUUUUCAGAAAGCAGAUUGAUACUAAAUUUAAACUGUAAUUUCAAUUUAAUAAUCACAUUAGGUUUAAUUUUUUUACAUCAUAGCAUACUAGUAAACACGUGGAUAAAGGUAAUUGUUUUUUAGCAGUUUAAAACAAUUCUAUAUUUGAGUUAUUUAAUACACUUCUAAUCCUAGUUUAUACACAAUUUCUUCAAUCUUUGGUCUUAGUUUUCUAGAAAAAAAUGAGUAGGAAAAACAGAACUCUGACUUUAUAAUAAAUUCUUUUAGUAUUAUAGGUUGGUGCCAAAAUAUUUUCAGUUGUACUGUAGAUUGUUUACAUGUGAAGUGCCUGUGUAAUUGAUGACUCAUAUAGUCUUAAGCAUUUUUGCAAUUUCUUUUUAUGUAUUAAUAGAAUCAAUGGAACUUUAAAAUAUUUUAGUAGAUUUUAUAAGGUCGAUAAUGUGUGAGGGUUAAAAUGUGCCUCACAUUGUGACAUUUGUGGUUUCUUUUGUUAGUCCAUUGCAGUUUUCCUUAAAUUGGUUGUUUCAUGUUGUCAAAAACCGAUGUUAAUAUGCUUAAUUUAUGCUAUUUAAUUUUGCAAAACAUAAUCAUUUUUUAAAAUGUAUUAUUUGAAGAGUAUUUUAUUUCUGUAUUGAAAAUUUUACACAAGCAGUAAGAUUUUUGAGAAACUAGCAAAGUAUUAGUUAUCAAGGACGCUUUGAUAAAACUGCCAAAGGUUUGGUCUAUACUUUGACUUUCAGGAGCAUUAUAUCAGUGCUGCCUUUAGACAUAUUCAGAGAGCAGUGUUGAGGAAUAGGUUUUUACUCCAUGUCUGGCCAUUGAUGAAGCCAGUAAAGCUUAUUAUCCUCAAUUAACUUGAUGUUGAAUUAAACACAGACCAUUCUAUACAUAUUUUCAUGAGAUACUAUGUUACACAAAGUCCUUGUGCAUUGGUAGUAGUGCAAGAAUUUUUCAAAAACAUUACUGUAUUGCAUAACUCAGUUUCCUAUAGAAGAACCCUUAAUUACUUUUAUAGUAGGCAAGCAAGUAUCAUAUCUUAAAUAUGUGAUCAUUUGCACUUGUUACCUCUUAAUAUGGAUGCAACUUAUUAAAAAUGUUGGCCUCGCUAUUUCAAAGGGCAUAUAUGAAAAGUAAAAACUAGUGUGCCAAAUGGUAUAGUAAUGAUUGGUAUAAGAAGAACUCUGCUUUUUCUGAUCAGUUGGCAUAAAGCUAUAGAAUUAAUUUUUGGCUUUAGAAUACAGAUGUGUUCUUUAUAUUCCCCAAGGCUCAAAUUGAAGCUUUUAAAGAAUUAAAGCUUCUUAUGAUCAGGAGAUUUAAAAAUUAAAUUAUUAGUAAUUUAUUAUAUUAAAUAUUUGAGCAGAUUAAUUGUUUUUUCAUUGGAUUUUAAAAAAGAUCUAAUUGACAUAAUCUCCCUAGUGGAAAAUUGGGUAAUAUAGGUAAGAAAUGGCAAAUAAGUACCUUAGUUGAUGAUUUUUUAAUGUAAAAAAUUUGACUGUGUUGCAAACUAAAAUCUAAGUGACCAUUAAAAACUACAAUUAUUUGUACUGUUUUCAUAGUUAUCCAUGCUAUAGAAUUUCUCUUAUUAAUCAAUGUAGUGUUAAUUAUUUGACAAGUGUUGUUCUGUUUAAUUAUCAUUGACAUAGUAGUAAAAUUGUAGGCUGUUUUCUUAUUGCAUUUCACUUGUCAGUUAAUUAUUACUUUAAAGAGAAAAUACACCAGAACCUUACUGUAGCAUUCUUUACUGCAAAGCAAAAUUCUAUUGAAGAUGAGUCCAUCUGAGGACCUUGCCAUGGCAGUUCAUUUACUCUUGUACCAAAUGGCAAUACCACCUGUAAAGCAGAUUCAGAUCAUAGUCUCCAAUGACAUUAUACCAAGGCUCUGAUAUAUUUCUUUUAGCAAUGUUUUAACUGUAAAAUUUAUUCUAAAUGUUUUUAUGAUUGUUAUAUAUUUGCUUCAUCAGUUAUUGAAUUAAGAAUGAUUAUCAUUAUUUGAAUGGGAUUUGUGAUUUGAUGAGGGUUGAAUAAUCAAACUAAAAUAUUUUAUUAGGCCCUAAAAAAUUCAAUAGAUAGCUAUUUCUGUUAAAUUUUAUUACUGUAUGGCACAAGAAGUGAUGUUGGAUAUAUUAGAAUUGAAAUAAUAAAAGUGCAUUACCAUUUGUUUAAUAAUUAUCUUUACAGAAUGCUAGUUUAAUGAUUUUUCUAACUGAAUUUUUUGAAGAAUUCAGAAAUGUUUGUAUUGGUCACAGAUCUAUCUUAAUUGAUUUUCUGAUGCAUUUAAACACAAAUGGAACACUAAAUGUAUAUUACCGAUGCAAACUGUGGAUAAAGUUGAA